Spodoptera litura is the source of this 4896-nucleotide messenger RNA. RefSeq names its product suppressor of sable (gene su(sable)). Gene Ontology annotation, molecular function: metal ion binding; RNA binding. The record is from RefSeq and is a predicted model, not a curated record. NCBI's taxonomy places the organism in Eukaryota, Metazoa, Arthropoda, Insecta, Lepidoptera, Noctuidae. Gene Ontology annotation, cellular component: nucleus. Gene Ontology annotation, biological process: negative regulation of DNA-templated transcription.
AUUUGAAAGAAAACGAGAUUUAUUCUCAAUGACUAGAAAAUUAUUACACUUAUUCCGAUUCAAAUUAUUUGCUGAACAUUUUCAUUCUAAAUUUUCUUUGCACAGUCACAAAGGGCGUGUUAGAUAUACAUUAAAACGUGCUAUGUGAUGUCUUGGUGUGAGUUUUAGAUAUCUAGUUUGUAUUUCAGUUCUGUUGAACUAGGUAACGUUUUUCCGAGAGCAUAGGGCUAUAUUUUAUAAAAUCUGUGACUUUCCAUUGUUAAUUUUGUCUAAAAUAUAUAGCUGUAUGUCUUUCUAAUUUGGUCGUGUUAUACUGUAAAAAUGGCGAGUAUGACUAUGUAGAUUUCUUUGCAUGACGUGUUUGCCGUUUCAUUCACAUAUUUUUAUCGCAGUAUUCUUAACAUUGUUGCUAUCUCUUUCUCACUUCUUAAGAAGUCUGUAAGUUAUCGCGGCGGCAUGCUAAGAAUACAAAUUUAUUACGGCAGGAACGCAAGCAAUUUGGAUUAGACCAUGACGCAUUUAUUUAAUCAUUAUCGUUUUGCUCAUUUUUAACAAAGAUAACGCAAAUUAGAUAAUGAAAAACUGAAACCAUAAUCGUAACACAACGCCACUAAAAACUGGCACUAUGAUAAUGUUGUGUUUGUUUGGACGAUAAUUACUACAUUCCUUUGUCUAGUCAUUACUUUUAUUAGCUAAAUGAUUACAAGCCCCGCGAUAGUGAUAAUAUUGUGCAAGUUUUUGAUUCUAUUUAGUGACACUUUCAUGAUGACGGACGCUGUGGCGAAUGCUGAGAUGGAAGACUUGGAGGAUGGCGAGAUAGAGAGCGAAGGCGAAGAAACAACAGAAGUCGCAUCUGAAGGAAAAGGUGCAGAAACUGUACCAACUAUUGAAGAUAAAAUAUCAUCGGAAAAAUCUGAUUCCCAGGAUUUUUAUUAUUCAAAAUCAGGUAAGAAAAAGAAAUCCAAAUCUAAUAAGGAACAGAAGGUAAAGGACAAAGGUAAAAAAAGUCGUAAAUAUUCUAGUCCCACUGAAGAUGAUUUCGCUGGUAAUAUUGAGAAAGCUAUUAGGAAGGCCAUGAACAAAAUGGAAAGCAUGGACGCAAAUAACGAGGAUGACGUUGAUGAACGUCGUAAACACAAAAAACGUAAGAAGUAUGAUAGCAAAGAUGGAUCGAGUAAAAAGCGUAAAAAGCAAGAUUAUUCAGAUGAUAUGGAUGAAAGCGAAAUGAUGUGUGUAAGGGGCGCUUCUCCAGUGCAUAGACAGUCGCCUGUUGAUAUAUAUGAUGAUGAUAGAGAUUCAUGUGCAUCUGAUAGUAGUCAGGAGUCUAGAGGACAGCAGCACCAACGACAACAAAGACAUAACAGACAACGAGAACGUAAUAAAAACAAUAAAAAUGACAGAAGACGAGGCACUCAUCCAAUGCAAGAUCCCGAUGGUGUCUGUUUAUACUAUAUGCAAGGUAAAUGUCAUAAAGGCGAUGACUGCAUUUAUUCACAUGAUGCACAGCCUCCGAGAAAAAUGGAACUGUGCAAGUUUUACCUAAUGGAUUGUUGUGCAAAAAGAGACAAGUGUCUGUACAUGCACGCUGAUUUUCCGUGUAAAUAUUAUCAUACUGGGCUUCCGUGUAUAUACAAAGAUGAAUGUAAAUUCGCGCAUGGUAAACCCUUAACAGAAAGUUUAAAAAAUAUACUUUUAAAACAUAUAGAAUCAGCUCCUAAAGAAAUAUUAGGAGAUUUUCCGCGCCUUAACAGAGAGGGAGCUUUAAAAAUGUUGCAAAAUACUCAGUCAAAGUUAAUGCAGCAAUAUUCUGACACUACUGAUAACACUGACAAAAAUAUCCCAUCUCUGUUUGAAUUAAACAUACCGAAUCCACAAGCCGCUGGAGAAUCAUUACAAGGUAACCAUUUUAUGAAUGAGAGGCAAAAUAAAAAUUCUCCAAAAAUACGACAGUCGAGAUGGCAAAAUGACAUGUCUAAUAAUCAGAAUUUUAAUAUGAGCUCUUCGCCAAAUAGUAAUACAAAUUCAACGAAUGUACUAAGUAUCAAGAAUUUGACUGGAGUUUUGACACCUCGUCAAAUUUUAGAUCUCACAAAAAUGGGCAUUGAAAAUUUAGAUCAACUUGGCCAAUUAACCGUAUUACAACUAAAUAGCAUAGGUUUAUCAUUGAAACAAAUAACAGAAAUCCAAUUGAAUACAAUGAAUAUUCAAAAGUUAGGACUAAUUAAUACAAAUAAUGACGCAGCUCCGCAAUUUAUACCUCAAACCACUGGUACGAAGGAUUUAGAUUUAAGGGUGCCACCUGUACCGAUACCUGUAUCUAAUACUACAACAGUGCCCUCUGAUUUACCAGGAAAAGACGUUGACAUGCGAUUCCAACCACCUGUUAUGCUUCCAACACACGAAGAUACUACUUCGAGUAACGUUACUCAAAAAGAAUCGCAAACCAGUAAAGAUAUGAUCGAUAUUGACCAAUACACAAAAGAUGCACUGAAGUUUGCGUCCAAAGACAAAGAAAAUAUCGAUAUUUCAAAUGAAUCAUAUGAAUCUGAAAAACCAGUGAUUUCCAACGAAUCGAAAGACGUAGAUCACAGAGUUCUUCCGUUUUCCGAUGAUGGCCCAAGAAUUUUGCAUUCUAAUGUAGACGAUGUUAGGAAAGAAUGUGAUACAGAUAUAAGAUUUCUUCAGCCAGAACCACUGUUUAAAAAUCCUGAGAAAAGACAUCGUCGUUCAACUACAGAUGAUGAAGACAACAAUUUGUUAAUAGAUGAGAAAUGGUAUUCAAGUGAUGAGGAAAAAGCAACUAAAAAGAAGUCUCCAAUUUCUUCCCCGAAACUAAAAUCCCCAUCUCCACAGGCAUCCACACCGCCGGUUAUAGAGCCAUCAACUGUAUUAAGUAAAUUAGGUGAUCUUUCCAAGAUUGCUAUUAGUGAAGAAGUUACAAAAUUAUUAAAUACCAUGAAAAAUAAUCUACAAGAAAAUAAGGUUGAAAAUAGCUUAGAGGGCGCAGCGUCACCGAGCCAAAGUAGACCACGAGAUCCACGAGCUAGACGAUCACCGGAAAAAAUAACUGAAUCUAAUAAGACCACUACAAGAAAGCCUAGAAUAUCAAUUUAUGAAUGUAUUGAUGGCGAGCCGACCGACGGGCGACGUAGAACUGAUGUUGAUUUACGGAAAUCUGACUUUAAUCUUCCUGCGUUUGGCGAUACCGAUUUGCGUCAAACUAGUGGAGAUAUCGAUUUUCGUUUUGGUUUACCUUUUAAGCCUCUUCCUAAUUACACGCCUGCUUCAGAAAUAAAUGGGUCAAUUAACAGCCAUCCACCAAUACCUUAUAAAGUAGUACCAAUCUAUGUACCACGGCCAGACUACACCGAUAUCAGAAAUAGUACAGCUAAAUCUCAAGCAUUAGUGGAUCCUAGACUACGAAAAGUUUUUAGAUUAUCCCUUGACGAAUCUAAUAGUGAUAGUGAAAAAUCAAAUAAACCAUCAACUGCUGCAACCCCUAGCGGACCUCGAGUUGACCCACGAAGAAAACCCAAAGAUGUUGCUGAAACCGUUCUUCAGGAUCAAAAGACUAAUUCUUUAGAUUUGCAAACGAUACUCCAAAAUUCCAACUGGUAUAAAGAACUCAGCUCUACACAAAAAAUAUUUGUGAACCAAAACCUAGCACCAGUAACGCAAAUGAUUAAACAGUUUCAACAGGAAAGGUUACCCGGGAAGAAAUUCGAUCUAGCACCCAUACAAGGUAAUAGUAUGUUGUGUAGUAUAUUUACGAAUUUGGGUAUCACUUUAAAUGAAAAUGGCGAGUAUUCCUAUUUACCAAAACCUAAAGAAGCCCUACUAAAAACUCCUAUUAAUUUUAAUCAAACGGCAUUUGGUAUGAACAGCAACAUGGCCGGCCCGCCGGGUUCAAUGGAUGGCGGUAACAUGAAUAUGAUGAAUAUGUCGUCCAUGGGAAUGGCAGGUAUGAAUUUAGGUAAUAUGCAUGGCUACAAUCAAUCCAUGCAGGAUCCUCGGGCUGGCCCCACGCCUGGAUUACUAGGGAUAGCGCCGAACAUGCCGCAUAAUUUUAAUAAGUUUGGUGCACCUAAUAAUUUUGGAAAUAUGCCAUAUAAUGGUCCAGGCCCUGGUAAUGAUUUUAAUUUUAUGGAUGGUGAUCAAAAUUAUCCACGGUUUCCUAAUCGUGGAGGCCACCGUGGACGAGGUAACGACCGAUGGAAUCGCGGAGGUUCUGGUAGAGGGCAUAGAGAUCGGAAAAAUUUCAAUGAUCGUGGUAAUUGGAAGAAUGAUAGAAAUUAGGUGUUAUGUACAUUUCGAUUGUCUUUAUCAUAAAGUUAACGUAAUAAAUUAUUUAAUUUAAUUUAGAAAACUCCUUCCACAUGCAGCAAAAUGUGAUUGAGGUGAUAAUAUUAUUAAUGACAGACUUAUAUAGGUACGUUGUAUUUUAGUAGUUUAUAGGUAUAGGUUACAUAUAAAGCUUAAUGUGAAAGGUCCCUUUAAUGUAUUGUAAAUACGUUUUAUGUAGUGUAAUUGAUCAAUUUCAGUAUCAUUAUGUAAAAUAAUUUUAUUAAAUACUGAAUUAAGUUUAUUAAAUUAAUAAUGAAUAUUAUUACUCAUAUAAGAGCCAAAUGUUUUAAGACUGAGUGCGUGCGUCGAGAUUUAUAUGUUUUUUUUCAUUAAGCAUUAUACAUUAUAAUUUCGAUUCUAACAAUCAACAAAAACUAAGUUUUGUAUUACUAGUGUGGUGGAAUAUACUAUGCUCGGACGUAUGGCAAAGCAAUAUUAAGCAAAAAAAUACCUCUACAUUGUUGAAAUGUUAAUUUUGUAGGUUAAUAUUGUAUUCAAAUCAUAGAGACGGGCCUACUCAAGUUUAAAAUAAAUUCAUGUUUAUAAAUAUUU